This is a messenger RNA of Diversispora eburnea, 1350 nucleotides long. Lineage: Eukaryota; Fungi; Glomeromycota; Glomeromycetes; Diversisporales; Diversisporaceae. The record is from the annotation of a GenBank genome assembly.
AUGUCUCGUGGAAAACGAGACGGUAUUCUUAAAAAUGAAAAAGGAAGAGUUGUUGUAAAAGUAGGAGCCAUGCAUCUUAAAGGUGUUUGGAUUACAUUUGCUCGCGCAAAAAGUCUAGCUGCUCAAUUUAAAAUUAGCGAACUGCUUUAUCCAUUAUUUGUAGAUGAUCCUAGCAUAUUCCUUCAUAAUUCUUACGGACAAUCAAUGUCAACAAGAAUUCCAUCAUUAAAUAAUGCUCCAACUUCACAAUGGAGACCGGCUCAUCAUUAUCCCAAUAAUUUUAAUAAUGCACCAUAUACACCUGAAACAACGCGUCAAUGGUAUCCAUACGGUAACAGUAAUCCAUUAAUGGGAUCUCCUAACGGUCCUCAUGGUCAAGAUCAUGGUUCUCCAUAUCCACCAGCAGCUGGAGGUUACUCUGAACGUCCUCAAAAUGCCAAUCCACCAGCUGUACCAAUGUAUUCAGCUCAACCACCUAGAAAUCAUAACGCACACCCUCAAGCACAUUUAGAGGAAUAUGAUACGGGUUAUAAUUUAAUAAAUGGACAAUCUCAAGGACAACAAGGAGUUGCUGUAGUACAAGGUCCUGGGACGGAAGAAAAUAAUUCUAGUAACGGUAACGGUUAUAUGCGAUCUAACGGUCAAGGUCUUUAUAAUCUCGUCUCAGCCACUGAUGUAGUAGGUGGAAGUCCCGCUCAAAAUAAUUCACAACUUAUUGGACAAAAGCGAGGUUACGUAGGUGAUGACGAAAAUGAUGAUUAUAAUAACGUUAAUAAUUCAAGUCAACCAAGUCCUCCUCUUGCUAUGCAUCCCCCACCACCAAUAAGUGGAAUUGCUGUAAGUGGUGCAAUGAAUGUUGCCGCUGGUUCAUUUCCAAGUCCAAUGAAUGUAAGUCCAAAUUCCCCACCGGGUAAUUCGGCAUUUUCUGGAUGGAAUCCAAAUGGAAAACGUGUUAAGUAUGAAUUUCCAGAAUCCACCACUCCUCCAUCGGCCCCUUCACCUAGAUUUCAAUUACCGGGUUUAGGAGCAGGUCCAGCAACACCUGGUGCUAAUCCAUCUACACCACAAGCUUAUACUAGUAGUAAUUUACAAAUGGUUACUAAUGCUCAAUCAAGUCCACAUUAUUCUAAUGCUACUAAUGCCAAUACAACAACAACUAAUGGAGGACCUGCCACGGGUACCACAACACCAACUACGGAAGGUUUAGAUCGUUUUUUUGAUCAAGGUACCGUUUUACAAACUCCUUCCCCCGAAAAUGUUGGUAAUACGCCUACUGAAGAAUCAAACAGACGUUAUGAAUAUCGAACGAGAGAUACUUCUGAAGAGAUCAACCACGGCGGGUGGGACUAG